Molecule: messenger RNA, 2734 nt
Organism: Spodoptera frugiperda (fall armyworm)
Lineage: Eukaryota; Metazoa; Arthropoda; Insecta; Lepidoptera; Noctuidae
Exons: 2
Coding region: 650-1939 (429 amino acids)
Source: RefSeq, a predicted model, not a curated record
CAGAACUAUUUGCUGUGUACUUUCUAAGACUUUAUUAACACACCACUGACAAACGGUGAAGGAAAACAUUACGAGGAAACCUGGGUUAAUAAUUUCUAAUUAUAAGUAUGAAAUCGCCAACCCGCAUUGAGCAUAGUGAUUAAAGCUCAAACCUUCUCCGUGUGAGAAGAGGCCUUUGGUCAGCAGUGGCCACUUAUAGACUGUUAAUGCGAAGUAAUUUGCCUUGUAUUGGCGUAAUUCCAGACUUUGUAUUUACUUACUAGGUAUGUGUAGUGUAUUACAUAUAAUAAACGUAGCACGCUAGCUGGUGGGGCGCUCAGUGAUGGGGAGUGCGGCUAGCGAGUCGCUAGCCGCUCAGUCACUGUCUAGCCGCCGAGCAGUUAAGUGCAUUACUAUUCAACCUGCUGUUUUAUUCCUGUGUACAUACCCAGCGAACCCCAUGUGGCGACCCUACCAGGAUUACAAAACCGUAAGGUAUGUACAAAAAUUCCAAAAAUAUCGAAUUAAGAGGUAAAUCAGUGACUAAUCAGUUUUUAUUCGUUGAAAUAUUCCUUGUAGCUUUAUAUAACUAGGAAUGAAUAUGAACUUUAUACUGUUAUUGAAUCUUGUUACAUAAAAUUCAUACGUCAUAAUUGAAAUAAAAUAACCUAUGUUAGUUCAAGAUAAAAUAGUCAAAAAAAAAAAAGAAAAAAAUAUGUCACACCUACCGCCACUAGAGUCCUUGGACUGUGAUGGGGACCCGGCUUCGGUGGGAUUACGGUGGGAAAAGUGGAAGCGUGCGCUUGAGUUGUACUUAAUCGCUACUAAUGUUACCACACCAGAAGCAAAAAGAGCUGUGCUCUUACAUAUGGGUGGUUUAACCCUGCAGGAAGUUUACUAUAAUAUUCCUGGCGCACAUUUAGAAACUACUGCCGAUGAUGACAACGAUAUUUUUACAGUUGCCAUCAACAAACUAAAUGAGUAUUUUGCACCCAAACAAAGUCGGGUAUAUGAGCGUCAUUUGUUUAGACUCAUUAAACAAGAAAGCGGAGAGAAGUUUGAUAAGUUUCUUGUUAGGCUUCGACACCAAAGUUCGAAAUGCAAAUUUACUGCCCCUGAUGAACAUAUGAUCGAUCAAAUCACUGAAAAAUGCGAGUCAGCCAAAUUAAGAAAAACAAUCCUGACUCUCGGUGAUGACGUUACACUAGACAAAAUUAUAUUCGAGGCAAACGCUUUGGAAACAGUAAACCGUCAACUCAAUAACUUUGGUUUGCCAGGACCUAGUAAAGACCUGUCAGUAAAUAGAGUAGAGACGCGUACGAGUAAAAAGAGUUCGAAUUCUAAUUCUUGUUCCCGUUGUGGUGGCACUCAUUCAAGUGAUAGUAAGUUUUGCCCAGCCCGUGAUAAAAAAUGUCUCAAGUGCGGGUUUAUUGGACAUUUCCGAAAACUGUGCAGAACUAGGGCAAAGAAACGAAAAUCAAAUGAUUAUACAUCUAAGUCAAACCAGUAUAUACAUCCUGAUAAAAAGUUAAAAAGUAAAUCUGAUGAAGUCGAUUACAUUUUUCAAAUUGAAGGUGACGACACUAUUAAAUGUGUUCUUGGGAAUGUCUUAAUUGACAUGUUAAUUGACUCUGGUAGUAAAUAUAAUAUAGUUAGUGACGUAACUUGGCAAACUCUAAAAAGCAAAAAAAUUCUAGUUGAAAAUCAAGUAAAAAACCCGAACAAGACAUUCAAGGCCUAUGGAAGUCAAAACCCUCUAACAGUUCUCGGCGCAUUUGAUUCUACCAUAAUGGUUAAUAACGGAUUGCCUGGCAUCAAAGCAACUUUUUAUGUUGUAAAGGACGGCACAAGGAAUUUACUUGGAAAAGAUACUGCUACUAGACUCGGAGUUCUGAAACUAGGAAUAGGUGUUAAUGCAAUCGAUGGCGUAAAUUCAGAGACAAGCUACCUUCUGUGUUAGAUAUUGAAUUUGCAGAAGUAGAUCUAGAAACAAAGGACAGAGAUGUGGAAAUGAAAACAAAGGGCAAAGAAUAUGCAGACAGAAAAAGACAAGCAACUGAAUCAAACAUUGAAGUCGGAGAAAAAGUAUAUGUAAAAAACACCGUGAAGGAGAAUAAGUUAACAGCUACAUUUAAUGAUGCGCCACAUACGGUACUCAAUAAAAAAGGCAAUGACGUUGAAGUAGUAAAUGAUGAAAAUGGGAAACGACUUCGUAGGAAUAUAGUACACUUGAAGAAGGUCGAAGGUAAAUGGGAAGUAUGCCCAAAUAAAUAUUUAGAGAACCAUAAUAAUGAAGAUGAAGAAUUAAGUGAAAGAGAAUAACUGAUUUUUGGCUGAUUUUGUACCUUGUUAUUGUUAAGUGUUAAUAUUGUAGUAUUGUGAUUCUGAUGAGCAUCCUAGAAUAAUAUUUUCAAUUUUUCAAAUUUUGUAAAAGGUAGAUAUGUAGUGUAUUACAUAUAAUAAACGUAGCACGCUAGCUGGUGGGGGCGCUCAGUGGUGGGGAGUGCGGCUAGCGAGUCGCUAGCCGCUCAGUCACUGUCUAGCCGCCGAGCAGUUAAGUGCAUUACUAUUCAACCUGCUGUUUUAUUCCUGUGUACAUACCCAGCGAACCCUUACAGUAUGUUAUCAUUAAUAUGUUUGCGCAUUCCAAUAAGUGAUUCAGUGUAACUUAUUGCAUGUAGUAAAAUAUUACAUUUUAGUAGACAGACAAAACAGUCUGUACUUAAUAUAGUGCAAGAUUGGGUUGUUAAUUAUU